CUCUCAAACUUGGUGAAGAAAACUAUGGAUCUUUUUUUUCGCGCUCUGAUUUGAAUUCGCAUGUACUUGCACGUUGGCAGCUAGAAAAUGAGAGAGUUAAUUGGCCAGGAAUAAUUAAAUUUUUUAUUGAACACCGAGUAUCUUUGCCAAAUUCAAAAACUCCAACUAGCCAUUAUCUUGCUAUUGUUGAUUGGUAUAGAAGAGAUUCACAAAAACAAAGCUAUUUUUAUGUAAAAUCACGUGAUAAAUUAUUCAAAAAUAUAUUAUCUACAAAUGCCGAUGGAACUUACCAUGCGGAAUUGUGGGAAGACCGAUUCGUUGAGCGAGGAAUUGUAACUAUCUUACCAAUUCAAAGGAUAAUCGGUCGAUUUGUUAAAAGCAAUGGAAUAAAGUUAUCUGGAACUACUUUAAACUCCCUUUCAACAAGUAUUACUAGCUUAACUCAAAGCGUAAAUGAAAUGAAAACUACUUUAAAUUCUUCAGAUAUUAAAAAUCAACUUGAAAUAACAAAAAAUUCAAUCGAUUCUUUAAAACGUCGAUUUGAUAUUUAUGAGCAAAACCAGAAUGAGAUUGCAACUACUAUACAGCGUAUUAAUAGUGAACAUGGAAUUAAAAUACAACGUCUUGAAGAUACAUUAAUAACUGCAACUACUACAUUAGAAAAUUUAUCAACUUCUACUUCGGCACUUCAAGAUACUACAAACAAUAUAUUAUCACAUAUUCAGAGUUAUGACAAUAAUAUUUCAAGUAUAACAAAUACAACAAUUAACUCUCCACGCGCUAUUACGGUAGCAAAUCCUGUGCUUACUGCAAAAGUUCAUGACAAGAUGCGUUAUUUUAAUGGAUUUGAUGAUGAAUCUCAAUCUCAAGAUCGUAAUUAUAUAUAUGACUUUGAACUUGGUCCUAAAAACCGGAAAAACAAAAGAAUUACUCGAAAUUAUGUGGAUCUCUUUAUUAAGGAAUUUGAUGUCCAAUUCGAAAACACACAAACUAAUGAAAAAUGGAAUGAAACUACAAUCACUGAAAUCUGUGAAGCUUACUUUAAGACAUUGAAAAAAGAACGUAACACUACUCCGGCUGCAAAAAUGUUGAAUGAUCAACGCUCACGACGGCGUAAGCGACGUGAUACAAAAUCACUUAACCGAUUAGCCGCCUUAAACAAAAUUCCUGAAAGCAAUUUAAAUUAUCCUAAAAUUGAAGUUGAAAAGUUAUUUUCUUUUGAGGUGACAUCCCCGGAAGUGUCUGAUGCUGAAGAGAUUCCAAUAUCUGGCUCUGAUGAUUUAGAUAUAUCUCAAUCAUUUAGAAGAAAACUAUUAGUACCGGUUCUUCCUUGGAUAAGCGACGAGGCAAUUCAUAUCCGCGGUCUUGUAGAGGAUUUGAUUAACCGAAAUCGAGUGGAAAAAUUAAAUUCUGGAGGCCGUCAUUCUUACACUACUCCUCUUCCACGUGAAAUUAUUAAAAUGGACGAUCCAAGAUGGAUUACGAUGCGAUCAAUGAUUCCUCCAAAACCGAAAGACCUCCCAAAUUGGGCAUGGAAUCAAAUCGAUCCAAGCGAAUACUUUGAAAAUUCUGAUGACAUAGAUGAUGACAUUUAUGAAUAA
This is a messenger RNA of Racocetra persica, 1601 nucleotides long. The record is from the annotation of a GenBank genome assembly. NCBI's taxonomy places the organism in Eukaryota, Fungi, Glomeromycota, Glomeromycetes, Diversisporales, Gigasporaceae.